CUCAGUUUCAGAAAGGAACAACAACCCUGUCAGUACCAGUACAAGAAGCCAUGCUUGCUCCUCUUCCCUCCCACUUCUACCACUCAAUUAAUUCUCCGUACCGUCUCAUCACCAACUUCCUGUCUCAUUUAAUUUGGGUUCACUUCCGCAUCUCACAGGCAUUUUUUUUCAAACUCCUCAUAAAUACAGGGCAGUUGGGGGUUAAAAAGACGAAAAAACAGAGCAGAGACAGAGAAGAAGCCAACCCAUCAAUCUUUUCUCUUACCAUUACUAUUUCUACUCUUCCAGCUGCUUUGUAUUCUGCCCUCAUCUCACACAUAAUAACACCAUGGAUUGGCCACACAAGAAGCAGCUGGGUUUCUCAGUUGUUCUCCUUCUCUUCCUGAUUUCAGCAGCCAUUGAUGGAGCUGGAGCAGAUGCAACAGUGAUGGGCACCGUCUUCUGCGACCAGUGCAAAGAUGGCCAAAUCUCUCUCUUCGACUACCCCAUGAGUGGCGUGAAGGUCAGAAUGGCGUGCGGGGACGGGAACGGUGAAACGGCGACGUCGAGGGAAGAGACCACGAACUACUUCGGAGGUUACACCAUGAGAUUCGACGGAACCCCGGAUUUCAGCAACUGCUAUGCCCAAUUGCUCGAAGGCGGCGGCGGCGGUACAAAUUCAACUUGCGUAGCGGCAGCUGGGCCGCCGAAGAAACUCCGGCUGAUGUUCAGCAUGUUCGGGAUGGAGAUGUACAACGUCGAUUCGUUGCUUUCUCAGCCUGCUCAGCCGAUGUCGUUCUGCCCUAAUUCCCCUCCUUCAGCCAAUCCUGCACAACCGGCCAGACCCCCGCCGUCAUCGCCGUCGCCUUCGCCGCCGGUCCCAUCUUCGCCGCCUCCUGCUUUAAGGCUUCCCCCAGUGCCUCCUCUGCCACCGAUGCCGUUCGUCGAAGCUUCAGCUUGUUCUCACCAGACAUGGAUGGCGCCGGAGUACAAGUGCUACUGGAGAAUAGUGAGCCCAGACACAAAAGUGGCCGUGGCCUUUGGGCUUCUGGCGGCCCAGAAGUACGGGAACGACUUGACGCUGGGCCAGGCCCUGCUUGGGAGAGGCGACCCAUACAGGACGCUGCUGCGGGAAGCCACGACGUCGCUGCUCAACUCGUACAACAGCCUCCAGUUCCGAUACGACGCCGUGAACGUCGUGACUCGGACGAACUUCGCGCUGAUGGGCUCGGAGAGGGCCGUGCUGCUCACGGCGCUGAGGUUCAUUAGGGCCAACUCUGGAGCCGGUGGAGCUGCCUGCAGGAUGUCUCCGUGCAAGUGAACUCGAAUCGUCUUGGUAUCGAUAUAUAUAUGUAUUACUACGUAAUUCAAUACGAGAUUAUUUGUAUUUCCCUUCUGGAUUUUCUUCAUUGGGUUAGAGGAAUAGUGGAGAAAUAGCUGGACGACUACGUAGUACGUACCAUUUGUGAAGUUGAGCUACUAUUUGUAUUGUUAUCUGCAUUGAAAUUAUGGGAGCUAUAUUAUGCUAUAUUGUUAUUUUUAUGUGAGUC
Messenger RNA from Linum tenue, 1529 nucleotides. The record is from the annotation of a GenBank genome assembly. NCBI's taxonomy places the organism in Eukaryota, Viridiplantae, Streptophyta, Magnoliopsida, Malpighiales, Linaceae.